AUGGCUUCUGAAGGCGAGGAUGUUUACGCAACUCUUCUCUUGAGCGACUCCUACCUGCCAGGUGCACUGGUGCUGGCACAUUCUUUGCGAGAUGCUGGAACAACAAAGAAGUUGGCCGUGCUGAUCACCGCCGAUACUGUCUCGCCCGCGGCAAUAACCCAGCUGCAGAGCACUUAUGAUUACAUAAUUCCUGUCGAAAGAAUUGUCAAUGAAGCGCCGGCCAACCUGUUUCUUAUGAACCGCGGAGAUUUGCACUCGACAUUUACAAAGGUCAAUUUAUGGAAGCAAUUGCAAUUCCGGAAGAUAAUAUACAUGGAUGCAGACACGGUAGCGAUUCGCGCGCCAGAUGAGUUAUUCAGCUUGCCACAUGCAUUCUCAGCUGCCCCAGACAUCGGAUGGCCGGAUAUCUUUAAUACUGGCCUGAUGGUGUUGACCCCGAAUAUGGGCGAUUACUACGCAUUGCUUGCCAUGGCACAGAGAGGGAUAUCUUUCGAUGGUGCAGAUCAGGGUCUCUUGAAUAUGCAUUUCAAAAACGCCUUCAAUCGCUUGAGCUUUACCUACAAUGUUACACCAUCCGCCCAUUACCAGUACUUGCCGGCAUAUCGACAUUUCCAAUCGAGUAUCAGUGUGGUUCAUUUCAUUGGCCAUGAUAAGCCAUGGACUGAGGGGAGAGAUGCGCAUAAGGGUGGAACUCCGUAUGAUGAAUCGGUAGGGAGGUGGUGGGCAGUCUACGACAGACAUUUUAAAGAACCGUCUACCGACAGCUCUGUCCAAGAAACCUCCACCCUAGUGCAGUACUAUACCAAAGGCGAGUUCCACCCAGUAAUGCCCGUUGUGUCGAGUUCCAGUUACCCAACAUACCAACCCCCGGAAUCGAGGAGUGAGACCUACCAAGCCGUUCAUCCAACAGUUGGAGACCAGAACGUGAUAUUCCACGCCACGCCUGCGAGUGACACCGAAAUAACUCACGCAACAGCUGAACAACCUCGGCAUGAAAGGACCGAAGUCCCGAGCCAUGUGGAAACUGCUUAUGUUCCCCCGACUCUGGGUGUACCAGAGGUCAAGCCGGAAAUUCAAUAUUCUAUUUGGGAUGCAAGCAGAGCUCCACCGCCGGCAGAUUCUCGACCCGAAGCCUCCAAUUUCCCCGCCACACAUUACCAAAUGUCCUCCGACCCAGAGCCGUUCAAAGCUCCUGAACGGUAUCCUGAUCCGCCAAAGAACAUGUGGUAUGAAGUACCGAAAACUCCGACAUACCAAAAGCCCACCCCAAUAUUUCCUUGGGAAAAGGAUGCACCUAAACCAACUAGAGUAUUUCCUGAAGAUGAAUUAGAUGUAACCGAACCUCCUAGUAGCGAAUUGGCUACGGAACCAGGACCCCCAGAAAUGGAACCUGAACCGCCUGUUACACCUGUUACGUCCACCAUACCGGUCAUACCUUCUGAUCCUUGGCAGUCAUAUUCCCGUGGAAAUGCCUGGGAUGAUAUACCCGAAAUAGGGCGGUAUGUUGGAAAUUUACAGAAGCCCCGGAAGGGUAGCGUCCAAAUAGUGCAUGGUCAGGGGUCAUCUUCAGUAGAUGUGUCCGAUCUAGGUGGUAGGAAGCGAAUUCUAAGGCUCACAGACUUUCCAACAGAGCUUGAACGACCCAGUCUCCCUGUAACACCAGCCCCAAUCAGGAGACCCAACUUCUGGGGGGGCGAGAGGAACGAAGAAGGCGAACUACCUGCGGCUGAGGGGGUACCUUCCCAAGAGGAAUGGGAUCCUGCGGUCCAACUAGAGCAACUUGCUCGACGACAAUCGGAUGUACUCGCCCAGAAAUUUGGUGAAGAUUCAGGACAUGAGAUUCCUACUAGGUCAUUGCCUUAUGGAUCCGAGGGUGUUGUAUCUCCAAGUUACGAGGCCAAGGCUCCAACUCGUGGCAGUGGAUCAGCUGCUUCGGAACCGGCCCCAGGAACUGUGAUUCCCCCUCCAAGUUAUAAAGGCCCAAGCCCCGUCUUUGACAAAGACGAGUCGUUUCUUUCCCAUUCGACACCAGAACCAGGUACGGAGGAGGAGCUGGAUGUUCUUCAAACCUAG
Venustampulla echinocandica is the source of this 2073-nucleotide messenger RNA. Its product is annotated as Nucleotide-diphospho-sugar transferase. The transcript is spliced from 7 exons. Lineage: Eukaryota; Fungi; Ascomycota; Leotiomycetes; Helotiales; Pleuroascaceae. Gene Ontology annotation, cellular component: cytoplasm. The coding region runs from base 1 to 2073 and encodes 690 amino acids. Gene Ontology annotation, molecular function: glycosyltransferase activity. The record is from RefSeq and is a predicted model, not a curated record.